Molecule: messenger RNA, 2323 nt
Organism: Fusarium graminearum PH-1
Lineage: Eukaryota; Fungi; Ascomycota; Sordariomycetes; Hypocreales; Nectriaceae
Exons: 2
Coding region: 617-2323 (568 amino acids)
Cellular component (GO): membrane
Molecular function (GO): acetyl-CoA transmembrane transporter activity
Source: RefSeq, a predicted model, not a curated record
ACCAUUGCCACCAGAAAGAACCUGUCUCCAAAAGGCCAGCUAAGAACAAAAAAACCCCGUCUCUAUCACUAUUCCCAUUCAAGAUUCUAGAUCCAUCCCCAGAUAGAAAACAACCCAAUCAUAUCCCAUCUCUAAGAGGCCACGGUAGCGGGAGCCUGCAAGGUCCUCUUUUUCUGCCUAGGCCAGCCCGUAUCCGAAACGUCUACAGUGACCUUCUCUUCUGAAUCAAAUCUGAGGCCCGCUUGAGAUUUCCAACCAUUCAUUCCUGGUACAGCAACGACUGGACGGACAACUUUCCUUCCUUCCUAUCGGCUGCACUCCUUCAACUUACAUCCAUUCUUACUCUCACUCUCACUCUAGUUAUUCUUUUCUGCUACGUAUCUUCUUCUUCAUCUACAACUUCUUCGCUUCAAACAAUCUUCAACUCUUCUCCUAUAUUUGUACUUCCCCAUAAAAUACGUCACGCAAACGAGACAGAUCCAUCGAAUCGCACCCGCAUCUGACUUUGACGCUUUCGACGCCUCCUUGUCGCAUUCGUUCAACCCCCCUUUACAAUCUACACCACCACUUUCUUUAAUACGCGCCGUCGCCUCGAGCCUCUUUCCCUCCGGCACCUAUGACCGCCAGAGCUCGACGACCCCAGAACAAACCCGCCCGGCCGCCCCUGACAAUCAAAACUGACGAAACAGAGGAUGCGAAUGGGAACGGUCACAUCAACGGCAACGGCAAAAUGAGCAGCGGAGUAGAGAUGCGCCGAAAGGCUGCUAAUCCAGGAGACGAGAAUGUCGCUGCAAACUUCAUCAAGAGCGAGUCCUUUUCCCUCGACGAUCCUGUUCCCAAGACACCAGCCCUCAACGACCAUGGCUUCUUCGAGCUUCCUCGACAGGACCAGAGAAGUUUCCUUCUCUUGGUGCUUUUAUACUUCUUGCAGGGUAUUCCCAUGGGCCUAGCGACGGGUUCCGUGCCUUUCCUGCUCAAGAACCAUAUGUCUUACAGUGAGAUUGGCGUCUUUAGUUUGGCCUCAUAUCCUUACUCUCUGAAGCUCCUCUGGAGUCCUUUCGUGGACGCUGUCUGGAGCCCCAAGAUUGGUCGACGCAAGACUUGGAUUGUCCCAAUUCAGUUUCUCUCUGGUUUCGGCAUGGUGUGGCUUGGAUCACACGUUGAAAGCAUGAUGGACACGGCCGGAAAGCCCGGCGGCAUGACAGCUUUCUCGUUCAUGCUGUGGUGGUUCUUCCUCGUCCUCAUGUGCGCCACCCAGGAUAUUGCUGUAGAUGGCUGGGCCCUGACACUCCUGACUCCUGGAAACGUAUCAUACGCUUCAACUGCGCAAACUGUUGGCCUCACCGCUGGCCACUUCAUGUCUUAUACUGUUUUCCUUGCUUUCAACGCCGCCGACUUUGCCAACAAAUGGUUCCGAACCGUUCCUUCUGAUGAAGGUCUUCUCUCGCUCGGAGGAUACCUCAAGUUCUGGGGUUGGUCCUACAUCAUUGUCACCAUUGGACUUGGACUUUUGAAGAAGGAGGACAAGUCGCAAAACGAAGAUGGUGUCUGGGAUGUCUACCGCAUCAUGUGGGGUAUUCUGAAGCUUAAGAACGUCCAGACCAUCAUUAUUGUUCAUCUCAUCGCCAAGAUUGGCUUCCAAGCUAACGACGGUGUCACCAACUUGAAGCUUCUGGACAAGGGAUUCGGCAAGGAUAACAUGGCUUUGACCGUUCUUAUUGAUUUCCCCUUCGAGAUCGGCCUGGGUUACUAUGCUGGAAUGUGGUCUCAAAAGUACACCCCAAUGCGUCUUUGGUGCUGGGGCUUUGUUGGUAGACUUGUCGCCGCUCUGUCUGCCCAAUUUGUCGUCGCAAUCUUUCCUUCCGAGGGAGUCACAUCUUGGUAUCUAUUGGUGGUUAUUGCCGAGCACUUGUUCUCGACCUUUACCAAUACCAUUAUGUUUGUUGCAGUCUCGGCUUUCCAUGCCCGAGUCUCGGAUCCUGUCAUUGGCGGUACCUACAUGACGCUUCUCGCAACGUACUUUGUUCUACAGCUCGUCGACAGCUUUACAGUGGCCACAUGCCACCCUGGCAAGUCUGGCGCAUCAACAUUGAAGGGCACCCUCGUCACCGAGGCAUUUUCAUGCGCAGUGCAGUCCGAGAAGGAGCGAUGUGAAGCCGGUGGCGGAACAUGCGAAAUGACCCAUGAUGGAUACUACACGGUAAACAUUCUCUGUGUAUUGUUUGGCGCUGCGACAUUCUUCUGGUAUAUCAAGCCUAAGGUGAUGCAUCUCCAGAGUCUGCCAUUACGCGCAUGGAGAUUGACAAAUGAGAACAAGCGAUAA